This is a messenger RNA of Fimicolochytrium jonesii, 1138 nucleotides long. Its product is annotated as cytochrome c/c1 heme-lyase. Gene Ontology annotation, biological process: cytochrome c-heme linkage. Gene Ontology annotation, cellular component: mitochondrion. The transcript is spliced from 2 exons. NCBI's taxonomy places the organism in Eukaryota, Fungi, Chytridiomycota, Chytridiomycetes, Spizellomycetales, Powellomycetaceae. Bases 166 to 942 code for a protein of 258 amino acids. Gene Ontology annotation, molecular function: holocytochrome-c synthase activity. The record is from RefSeq and is a predicted model, not a curated record.
CAGCCCUCUGUCGAUUUCGGCGUUUCGUUUUGCAAAGCAACUUGAGCGGAACCGCAGGAAGAGAACCCUUAGAUACGACGAAUAUAGCGAGCUACUGAACCGCCAGGUUAAUCAGGUCGUCUAAACAAUAGCAACGCAGCGCAAGUCACUAUUCAUCACUACGCAAUGGGACCCUCAGCAAACGGCGAUGUCUCGGCCGGGGACAAGUGCCCAGUAGACCACAGUUCCUUUGUGAAGGUCGCUGGCGGCCAGAAGGGAAGCUCAGAUAGCAAGGGAGGCUGUCCUGUCGACCAUGGCGGCAGUGCCAGCAAGCCCGCUGGUCAUCCUCCUACACCAUCCGACUCCCUCAACCCUUUGAACAUGAUGCCAAACCUAUCCCAACACCCGCUAUCCGCUUCUCAACGCACAGUCCUCUCGACAUCUCGAACACAGUCGAGUAUCCCACGACCAGAUGUGAACGAAACAUGGGACUACCCAUCGCCCCAACAGUUCUACAACGCGCUUGUACGGAAGGGUUACGAGACCCCCGAGGCCGAAGUGCCGACUAUGGUGGAUAUUCACAACUUCCUGAACGAGGCGUGUUGGGGGGAGGUGCAAAAGUGGGAGAAGAAGUUCCACUGCGAUUGCAAGGAUCUUAAGCUGAAGAAGUUCCAAGGGAGGCCACAAGAUCUGACUCCGAAGGCGCGGAUGUAUAGUUGGUUUGGGGUGGAGAAACCGUUCGAUCGUCACGACUGGACCAUAGAUAGAUGCGGAGAGGAUGUCCGAUAUGUCAUUGAUUACUACUCUGCACCGGACGAAGAGCCAGGGGUUCCCGCCUUCAACUGUGACGUGAGGCCGGCGCUUGACAGUCCAUCGGCGGUAUUCGAUAGGGCUCGGAUGGGAGCGCAGCGCAUAUGGGAGAGGGUCUUUGGGCCAUCAGAAGCCGCACAUGAGGCGGCAUAAUACCAGGACACCGACAUAUGCAAUCAUCAUUUAUAUAGACGCACAUUACGGUCGGCACCCACAUAAUCUGUAACUCGAAAGUCUUUUUUCCCCAUUUCCUAUCGAAUGUCGAUGCAUUCGCGGACUCGUUCUACCUUACGGUAUGCGAAACUGAGCUCGCAGUCGGGGGUGGCUGUGUUGAUAAUAUAUUCGCGUG